This is a messenger RNA of Phycodurus eques (leafy seadragon), 1101 nucleotides long. Its product is annotated as beta-1,3-galactosyltransferase 2-like. Gene Ontology annotation, cellular component: membrane. Gene Ontology annotation, molecular function: N-acetyl-beta-D-glucosaminide beta-(1,3)-galactosyltransferase activity. The transcript has 2 exons. The record is from RefSeq and is a predicted model, not a curated record. Bases 1 to 1101 code for a protein of 366 amino acids. NCBI's taxonomy places the organism in Eukaryota, Metazoa, Chordata, Actinopteri, Syngnathiformes, Syngnathidae.
AUGGAGGACCAGAAAAGAAGUCCACGUGCAGUGGAAAGAAGACUGCUCAGAAGAUUGUACCAUUGUCAUCAGAAAAAGACGUGUUUCACGUACCUGUUCCUGGUGUGUGUCACGCUCGUGUUCUUUUCCAUUUGGAGCGAGAAGUAUCUGCUCCAUCAGCACUACCAGCGGCUUGCAUUGACCUACGGGGUCAAUGCCCCUCCUUACCGGAUCCAUCCGAAGCACCGAGUCAAACUGGAUUCCACCAAUCCCAAAACCAGCAUUGUCCCAUUGAGUGGGGGCACUCAGUACCAUCUAGCAUACCCGCAGAACUACCACUUCAUCAUGGACGUGGGCGACGUGUGCGAUAACCACGCACCUUUCCUGGUGCUGAUGGUUCCGGUGGAGCCCGCCAACGUUGCGGCCCGGGACGCCAUCCGCAGGACGUGGGGCAAGGAGAAGCUAGUCCAAGGCAAGAAAGUCCUGACUCUUUUCAUGCAGGGCUUGGUCGACGGGGCCGAUCUGCGGCAGGAGAACGAGCUGCACGGCGAUCUGAUCCAGAGUGACUUCAGGGACACCUACCUCAACCUGACCAUCAAGACCAUGGUCAUCAUGGAGUGGCUGGCCACGCGCUGCCCGACGGCCGCCUACGCCAUGAAGAUCGACUCGGACAUGUUUCUCAACAUCGACAAACUGGUGCUGAUGCUGCAGAAGCCGGGCAUUCCCCGAACCGACUACCUGACGGGGAGGCUCAUGCGGAAGCAACAGGUCUGCCGCUCAGAGAGCUCCAAGUGGUACGUGCCCGAGGAGAUGUACCCUGAUCGCGAAUAUCCCCUGUACACUCUGGGCAUGGGCUAUGUGUUCUCCAAUGACCUGCCGCGCAAGUUGGUGGCGAUCUCCAAAAGCAUCAAGCCCUUCAACAUCGAGGACGCUUACGUCGGAAUGUGCAUGAAGAAGUUGGGACUGGCGCCCACGUCACCGCCCGAUCCUUCCCAAUUCCGAACAUACAACACUAAGUUCAGCCGCUGCACGUACUCCAAGAUCAUCGCCUCCAUUCUGUCGUCCCCCAAUGAGCUGAUCAGUUUCUGGAUGGCGCUCAAGAUGCCUGGACCCCCUUGUUGA